AUGAAUACGUUGAGAAAAAAGAGUGUUAUUUAAAUGAAAUAAAUCGACACUCCUUCUACACAAUCAACCACUAGAAAGACUUUACAAUCUAGAUCAAAGAGAGCCAAGACUGAACAUAAUUAUCCUGAAGUGAGUCAAUUUGAACCAUCUAAAAAAAGGAAUAGAGAACAAUUAUUACCAUAAACACAUUAAUAAUAUUUAAAAGCAAAAAGAGAUAUAGAAUAUACAUAUCUUAUAUAAUAAAGAAGAAGAUAAAAAACAUAGCAUAAUGAAAUUCCUUUUGAUUUAAAAAUGGCUUAUAUUAUUAAAAGAUAAUCUGUGACUGGAAGAAAAAUAUUACAUAAAUCCUCAUUUGAAGAAAGUGUAUCUUCUCCAAUUACAAAAAAGAAAUUAGAUUCUAUAUGUGAAGAAACAUUCUAACUUCAACCUAUUAAAAAAGAUCCAAUCCUUGAAUAAGAAUGUUUGGGUUAUCCAAGUUUACAUUAAGAAUGGGAUAAAAGAUGGGAAUCUUUAUUUGAGACUUUCUUUGAAAUGUAGGCAGUGAAAUCAAAAAAUAUUUCCUAAUAAAGUGAGACUCGUAAAGAUAGUAGAGUAAAAUUUAGCAAAGGUAUUGUAAUGAAGAAUAAUUAAAGGCCAAUAAAUAAUAGAAUAAAUAAUGAUGAGAUAUUAGUAUUAAAAAGAGAAUUAUCUAAAUAACCUAUUUAUAGAGAUAUAUAGAAAUUGGAACCCAUCUUUUAAAAGAACAAAUUUUUAUCAAGAUUUAAUGAAAUCAUAAGAAAAAUUAUUAUUCAGUAAUGUUAAUUAAGAGAAUAUUAGCCUGAUGAACUUGUAUUAUCCAACGAGAUUAAUUGUGAUAAAGUAUUUGUUAUAGUUUUGGGAUCAUGCAAGGUUGUUAUGACUUCAUUUAAUAAAGAUCAAGAAAUUUUAGGUAGAAUGGUUAUUAGAUCAAUUUAUGAUGGAUACCAUAUAAAUGUUGAUAAUUUAUUAAUUGAAAAAAAAAUAGAGGAUAUUAAGAAAAUGAAUAAUUUGUCAGAAGCAAAUUUAUAAUAAUAUGUUAAGAGUGAAAUAUAUUCAUAAGAGAAGUCUGUUGUAAUUGAAAUUAGUAGAGAAAUAUAUGAUAAUGUAUUAACUUAUGCUAUUGAUGAAGAAAUGAGAGAAAAGAUUGAAUUAUUAUAAAGGAUUAAGAUUUUAGGAUUUAAUAAAGAUUUAAGACCUUUGGCUGCAAUUUUACAUUAUCAUGAAUAUAAAUUUGGAGAUUUAAUUAUAUCAGCUAAAUAAGAAAUUAGACAUUGUUAUUUUGUAAAGUCAGGAAGAAUUAAAGUAACUAUUUGUACUAGAAAAUAAAGAGAAUUAUAUAAUUACUUAACAUAAUCUAAUUAAAUAGAUUUAUAUGAUUUUUCAGAAGAAAGUUCAAUUGUAAAAACUAGUAAAAAUAUUGAUCAUUGUGGUAAAAUAUUAAGGACAAAUAAAAAUAGUCAUCCUUUUAUGGAAAUGAAUAUUCAUAUUGAUAUAAAAAGCUUAGAAGUAGGAGAUUUCUUUGGAGGAUCAAGUCUUCUAACUCAACAAGAAAUAAUAGCUACAAAUAGAUAUAAGAAAGAUAAAUUAGCAUUGGUUAGUUUGAUUGCUUUGACACCUGUAGUAGAAUUAUAUUCAAUUGAUAGCAUGGAAUUUGAGACAUUACCAGAUGGAUUUUAACAUUAAUUAAAAGAAUUAAGUUUAUCAUAGUCAGAAUUUGAUGAUUUUGAUGUAGAUAAAAUUGUUAAUGAUUAUGAUUAGUGGUCAAUACUUAAGUAAGCAUAUUAUAAAAGUUUAGCUAAAAAUUGA
Molecule: messenger RNA, 1824 nt
Organism: Paramecium primaurelia
Lineage: Eukaryota; Ciliophora; Oligohymenophorea; Peniculida; Parameciidae
Source: the annotation of a GenBank genome assembly